Antechinus flavipes (yellow-footed antechinus) is the source of this 4670-nucleotide messenger RNA. Its product is annotated as zinc finger protein 665-like. The coding region runs from base 1136 to 4069 and encodes 977 amino acids. Gene Ontology annotation, molecular function: DNA-binding transcription factor activity; RNA polymerase II cis-regulatory region sequence-specific DNA binding. Lineage: Eukaryota; Metazoa; Chordata; Mammalia; Dasyuromorphia; Dasyuridae. Gene Ontology annotation, biological process: regulation of transcription by RNA polymerase II. The record is from RefSeq and is a predicted model, not a curated record. The transcript has 4 exons.
ACACCUUGUUUCAAGUAUACUCCCCCAAAGUUCUGCCCUUUACAGUAUUUGCUUCUGUGUUUGCUCCUGGCUCAGAAGAUAGUCUAAGGUUUCUCCUUCCUUGUGGAACCUGAAUCAGUGAGGUAGAGUCUCUUCCUCAGUCUGCCCUAGAACUGUGACCCAGAACCAGGUUCGGAGAGACAGAGCUGCUGAUUGGCACCUAGCCGACACCACUUUUCACACAAAAUAAAUACAACAUGGUUUUGAGAGUUGAGAUGGAAGCGCUGGUAGUCAAGGGGAGCAGGACAGUCCUGGAUAGAAGAAAGCUUUAAGCUGAGCUUUGAAAGUAAGGCUUGCUGCGGCAGCAAUAAGGAGCCAGCGAAUUCCAGACCCGGAGGGCAGACAAUCUUGGGCAAAGGGAUGGGGCUGACAGAUGGACCCUCUGGGUGCGCUUCACACGGGGAACAGUAGGCAGGUCAGUGUGGCGCUCGGUGUGUGAAAUGGACAAUGAGCAGAUUAGUUUAGAGAGGUGGGCUGCAGGAGACGGUGAAGAGCAUCAACAGCCAAAGGAUUUUGUCUUUCGCCUGAGCGAUCUCAGAGGGCACAGCCGGUGGCGUUUUGGGCAUGGGAGAGACUAGGUUUAGACGAGCUCUGAGCCCAGUUUAGCAGUCGUAGGGAGAGGGAGACCGAGACUAUUGCGGUAGUUCAGAGGAGAUAAAGCUUCGGGUGAGGAGGUUUGUGGGGUAAAUAGGAGAGAAAGAUAGGGCCAAAGUGCCCAGGGGAGAGAAAGUAAAAGGGUGGAGGGCGAUUCCAAAGGGAUGGUUGCGCGCUGGCUGGAAAGGCAUCGUAAUGGAGUGGGGAUGUAGCCAAUGGAGCCUGACCAGGGACUCCCCGCGCAAGGUCAUGAGGCUUAGAAUGCACGAGGCUGGACACUUGCACUCCCUGGGCUGCCAGGAGUCAUCUCGCCCCACUCCUCGUCCUUCUUCCCGCCACGUGCUCGGGGUUUGGCUGGAGCUGGGAAGGGGUUGGGAAUGGGGCCAGCUCUUCCCACCAGGAGCCACAGAAACCAGCGCGGACAGAGAAGAGUUGGCAAUGUAGGGCCAAGGCACAGUCCUUUGAGAAAGCUGCUCCUUCAGAGCAUGAGCCUUACUCUCCCAUGGCCUCUGAACUACGUUUCCCAGAAGUCUCUGUUCUGCUCUCCUGCGCGACGCGCGCAGUUGCCAUGGAGACGGUCGCGUUCAGUCAGAAAAUACCUGGAGGGGCAUUUCCGCUUCCUGGGGGUCUUUGUUCGCGUCUGAGGGUCCCCGGGAGCAGUAGGACCCCCAGAGCGGGGCGACGGGUCUGUGAGGCCGCCCUUCGGGGCCUCGGGCGGUUCUGUCGGGCUCCUCAGGUCCGCGGAGCAUCAGGCCGCCGGGACAUUGAGCAGCCGAGACAUUGGGCAGCCGAGGCCGAGGCCCCUCCUCUCGCUGGCGCUGUGCCCGCCCCCUACGCGUCUUUCCGGGAGGGGAGCAUCUCGGGGAAGGCCAUGGGCCCCGGCAUCCCCGCGGCUGGCUUCCAGGAGUCAGUGACUUUCAAGGAUGUGGCUGUGGAGUUCACCUGGGAGGAGUGGAAGCACCUGGAUCCUUCUCAGAGGAACCUGUUCAGGGAUGUGAUGCUGGAGAACUACGGGAACCUCGUCUCCCUGGGGCUUGCGGUUACCAAGCCAGAUGUUAUCUUCCAGUUGGAGAGAGGAGAUGCGCCCUGGAUGCUUGAGAUAGAAGUCCCUAGAAGCACCCCUACAGAAUGCCUUCAUCUGGAGUCAAGGUGGAAAACAACAGAGACUAUUGCAAUCCAAGGCAUUUCUUUAGGGAAGUUAUCUGAAAAAAGAAUCCAGAAUGGACCAUGGGAUUCUGUGUUAGGAGAAGGUUGGGAAUGUGCUUUUAGACUGGAGCAAGAGAAGGCCAACUAUGAAAAGCAAUCCCAGCAAGUGACAAUCCCUCAUAAAAAAACUUCUGAUGUUUAUACCAAUGAAUGUAAUAUGUUGGGAACAGGUUUCAGUCUGAGGUCCAUCCUGAUUUCACAGCAUCAAGAGCAUAGGAGGAAAAAUAUUCAUAAAUGUAACAUACAUGGAAUAAACUUUAAACAAUGUUCAGAAAAAUGUAAGCAUAAUAAUAUUUUUUCUGAGACACUUUGCAAAUAUAAAUAUAGGAAGGCAGACGAUUGUGAUUCAGAUCUUACUCAAAAUGAUAGAAAAUACACUGAAAAAAAAUCGUGUGAAGGUGGCAAAGUGUUGAGUAGCAAUGUAGCCCUUACAAAUCAGAUUAUUCCAGUUGCAUCGAAAUCUUUUCAGUAUAAAACAUGUGGGAAAGACUCUAGCUGUACAUCUCUUCUUCUCUAUCAAGAACUUCACACUGAAGAGGAACCCUUUGCAUGUAAAGAAUGGGAAAAAUCCUUUAACUGGCAUGGACAACUUACUGAACAUAAAAGAGUUCAUACUGGAGAAAAACCCUUUGAAUGUAACAAAUGUGGGAAAUCAUUUACCUGGAGAGGACAGCUUACUAUACAUAAAAGAAUUCAUACCGGAGAGAAGCCCUUCGUAUGCAAUGAAUGUGGAAAAUCCUUUAAUCAAGGUGGAAAGCUUUCUGAACACAAGAGAAUUCAUAGUGGAGAGAAACCCUUCCCUUGCAAUGAAUGUGGGAAAUCUUUUAAUCGGCGUAAAGCACUCAUUAUCCAUAGGAGGAUUCAUACGGGAGAGAAACCCUUUGGUUGUAGUGAGUGUGGAAAAUUCUUCAACCAGAGGGGACAUCUUACUGGGCAUAAGAAAAUUCAUACUGGAGAAAAACCCUUUGAAUGUAACGAAUGUGGAAAAUUCUUCAGGCGAAGACGACACCUUACUAGACAUAUGGUGAUUCAUACGGGAGAGAAACCCUUUCAGUGUAACGAAUGUGGGAAAGCCUUUAAUGAAUGUGGAAAGCUUACUGAACACAAGAGAAUUCACACAGGAGAAAAGCCCUUUGAGUGCACUGAUUGUGGGAAAUCCUUUAAUUCAAAUGGACAACUUACUACACACAGAAGAAUUCAUACUGGAGAGAAACCUUUUGUGUGUAAUGAAUGUGGGAAAUCUUUUAGAUGGUGUCGAGAUCUUAAUGAACAUAAGAGGAUUCAUACUGGAGAGAAACCCUUUCAGUGUAAUGAAUGUGGAAAGUCCUUUAAUCGUCGAAAAGCACUUAUUGUACAUAGAAGGAUUCACACUGGAGAAAAGCCCUUUGAAUGUAGUGAAUGUGGAAAAUUCUUCAAUCAGCGUGGAAAUCUUACUGAACAUAAGAGAAUUCAUACUGGAGAAAAGCCUUUUGAAUGUAAUGAAUGUGGGAAAUCAUUUAACUGGAGAGGGCAGCUUACUAUACAUAAGAGAAUCCAUACUGGAGAGAAACCUUUUGUAUGCAAUGAAUGUGGAAAAUCCUUUAAUCAGUGUGGAAAACUUACUGAACACAAGCGAAUUCAUACUGGAGAAAAACCAUUUGAAUGUAAUGAAUGUGGAAAAUCCUUUAACUGGAGUGGACAGCUUACUACACAUAAAAGAGUUCACACUGGAGAGAAACCCUUUGAAUGUAAUGAAUGUGGGAAAUCUUUUAGCAGGAGUGCAUCCCUUACUAAACAUAAAAGAAUCCAUACUGGCGAGAAACCCUUUGAAUGUACUGAGUGUGGGAAAUUCUUUAACUGUCAUGCACACCUUACUGAACACAAGAGAAUUCAUACUGGGGAAAAACCCUUUGAAUGUAAUGAUUGUGGGGUCUCCUUUAGGUGGAGAGGACAACUCACUAGACAUAAGAGGAUUCAUACUGGAGAAAAACCCUUUGAGUGCAAUGCAUGUGGAAAAUUCUUUAAUCAGCGUGGAAACCUUACCGAACAUGAGAGAAUUCACACUGGAGAGAAACCCUUUGAAUGUAGUGAAUGUGGAAAAUCCUUUAAACAGCGAGGAAACCUUACAGACCAUAAGAGAAUUCAUACGGGAGAAAAGCCCUUUGAAUGUAAUCAAUGUGGCAAAUCCUUUAAUCGUCGUGGAAAGCUUACUGACCACAAGAGGAUUCAUACUGGAGAGAAACCUCUUUGACAUGAAUGUGGGAAUUACUUUCCUGAUAGAGCAGUGCUUGGCGACAUUAGAGAAUUCAUGUUGCAGAGAAAUCCUUGAGUGUAAUGAAGGUGGAUAAUUCUUUCAUUGGCAAGGAUAGCUUACUAGCACAAGAAAAGUCAUUCAAAAAGAAACAUGUUGAUUGUAGUGGAAAAUCCUUUAACCAAAGUGGACAGUUAUACAUGAAAUUCAUACUGAAUUAAAGCCAUUAGAAUGUUAAUGCAGACUGUCCUUUAGCUGAUAGAAGAUCUUAUUGAGCAUGAGAAUUCAUGCUAGGGAGAAAGUUUUUGCAGAGCAUAGCAGCUUGACUUGUUUAUCAAUCACCUUGAAAUGAACACAUCAUACUGUAUUUUUAAUUUCUCUGAAAAAAAAAGACACAUACUUCAUGUCACCAAUUUUUCUUUUCUGCUUAAAUUUGUUUCCAAGGAAUCAGCUCCCCUCUAUCUCUAGCUUCUCCUCUGUAGAUAUGAAAAAUAUCUACUUCUUUCUCUGAGUUUCAAAAUCUCCCUUAACUAAUUUUUUUUCAGGGCCAAUUAAGUAAUAUUUGAUCUUAAAUCCAUAAUAAAGGCCCAACUUGAGAUCA